CAUUGUACAGUGUAGCUGGAAUCAACUUUUUGUCGAUUACUUAAAAAUAUUUUGCUACAAUAAAAUUUGAAACUCUCCCAAGAAGGGGAUACAAAUUUAAGCGCAAAAAGGCACUUCCAGGGAAGGGGGUGUUGCAGACUGAACUGGCAACCGCCUGUCCAGGGGCAGGUCCUGUCGUUGCGUCGCCAGGAGAGUCCGGAGGCUGAGGUUUGUGUGGACAUUUCUGGGAAAGCCUCCAGAGAUCAGGUUGGCUAAAGGAGAGCCUGCACAUCCGCGUUUUCCUGCACAAAGACUCAGCGCAGGUUUCCAGCCUAAUCCGGACCCAGCCUGGUGUCUGGCAAAUCUAGAGCAGAGAGUGAAGUGGACUUUGUCAGCAGAAGGCAUGCUCUGAAGCAGACCUGCGGUGUUAUGCGCCUCUUCUGCACUCUGCACUUCUUCACGUGGAACUGAUUAAUUAACAACCUCAAAUGCGCUAAAGACGCACCAGGAUCCUGCUGGAUCUGUGUCUUUCCCUCUCUGAGUGUUCACUUUAUUUGACAUCUCGCCAGAAUGCGGGGGGCUUUUGUACUUAGUGUAGCUCUGAUGUAUCUGCUGACCUGGACAGGUGAGGCCGACAGACAGGCUCACCUCAGACGGAUCCCAUUACGCAAACGCACAAGACUGGGACGUUUCCAGCCAGGUUUAACGGUCAGGGAGCGCCUCAUUGGCGGUGCGCGCCCCGGAUCUACUGCGGCUAUCUCCGUGCACAGCUCUAGGCAAGUGGAGGAUGUGCAGGCUGACGAUAGUUUUGUCAGGACAGAGACUACGCAGGGCAACACAGGAGGUCACCGACCAGCGAUAGGGAGGAGGGUGGCCGGGCAGGUUGGCUUGCCCCGCCAGCCGGGCAUGCUGCAAGAUGAGGGCACUCCCGGUGCGAGAGCCCGGGUCGCCCGGAUGCCCAGCGGCUCCGGCUCGCCAAACCUGCUGGCGAGCUUCGCAGGGAAGAACCGCGUCCUGGUGAUCUCCGCGCCGCACGACUCAGACGGCUACUACCGGCUGAUGAUGUCCCUGCUGAAACCCGACGUGUACUGCGAGCUGGCUGAACGACACGUCCACCAGAUUGUCAUGUUCCACCAAGAGGGAGAGAUGGGAGGCAAGGUGAGGAGGAUCACCACGGAGGGCAAGGUGAUGGAGGAGCCGCUGGAUACCGCCCUCAUCCCCAGACUCAUGAGCUUCCUCAAACUGGAGAAAGGUAAGUUUGGGAUGGUGCUGCUGAAGAAGACGUUGCAGGUGGAGGAGAGGUACCCCUACCCUGUGAGGCUGGAGGCCAUGUAUGAGGUGAUCGACCAGUCGCCCAUGAGAAAGCUGGAGAAGCUCCGCCAGAAAGGCUUUGUCCAGAAGUGUAAAGGAGCCGGUGUGGAGGGCCAAGUGGAGGAGGGCACAGUCACAGGUGGAUCAUUAGACACACCAGUAGAAAGAAAACCAGAGCGGAAAGAGAUCUUAAGGAAACCAAUCAGGAGGCCUCCGCAGACUACGACAACAACCACAGCUGCAACAACCACCACCACAACAACAACAACCACACGGCCAACCACCACCACCACCACAACUAAACCCACCACGACUACGACUCGGGCCACGACCACCACCACAACCAGAGCUACGACAACCACCACCAGAAGAACCACCACCACCACCACAAAACGACCCACCACCACCCGCCCUGUCACCACAACCACCACCACCACCACCCAGAGACCAACCAGGGCCCAAACCACGGCUCAGUGGUUGCCAGCCCCCCGGACCACUGCUGAUCCCUACUACUACAACCGCAGAGACAGGGAGAGGUUCCCGCCCAAAACCACACCAGCUGGAGAUAACCGCACCGACAAGGAAGGCAGAGACCCACACAGCCGCAAGCAGGCCGAGCUGGUACCCACCACGCAUAAACCCUCCAAGACUAAACUUGGCAAGAAGAAGAAUGGAGGAGAGAAGGUGCUGAGCAAUGAGUACAAGGAUAAGUAUGAAAUCAGCAAGCCAACAGUGAGCGAUCCAGAGGAGACAGAAACCUACACCGAAAUCAGCCCAGCCAAGAGGGGCAAAGGCAAGCACGAUAAGCACGACAAGAAGAAGAAAAAGAAUGACAAGGCUUCCAAAAAAGCAGAGAGGAGAGGAGGGAAGGCCGGAAAGGAGGGCAAGAAUGGUGGAAAGAAAAACGGCAAGAAGCUGUUGAAGUACCAUGAGAAAGAGGAGUACCAGAAGCCCACGAAGAAGCCAACCCCUCCCCCUAAGGGAGCUCUGGACUCCUUCCUGGACUACUUUGAGAAUCGCAGGCGGCUGCUGCUGAUCACCUCCCCCAGCGAGGAGGGCAGCAUGUACGUUCAGCAGAGAGAUGAGUACCUGGAGACUGUGUGUGAGAUGGCCAUCAGGAAAGUGUCCAUCGUCACCAUCUUUGGCUCGCUCACCAACUCCACCAUGAAAAUCGACCACUACCAGCUGGAGAAUGACAAGCCUAUGAAGGGUCUUCGUCAGGAGGAUCUAGUGAACCAGGAGCUGAUCACAGACCUGAGGAAGGAGUUCGGCAUGACGCACAAUGACUUCUACAUGGUGCUCACCGACACAGACAUGAGAGUCAAGCAAUCCUAUGAGGUCCCCAUCGCCAUGAAGGCCGUGUUUGACUACAUCGACACCUUCUCCUCCCGCAUCCGUGAGAUGGAGCAGCAGAAGAGAGACGGCGUGGCCUGCAAAAAGGAGGACAAGCCGAGAUCACUGGAGAACUUUCUCUCCAGGUUCCGCUGGAGACGUCGCUUGUUUGUUAUCUCCGCCCCCAAUGAUGAGGAGUGGGCCUAUCAGCAGCAGCUCUACGCCCUGACCAGCCAGGCCUGCAACCUGGGUCUGAGACACAUUUCCAUUCUGAAGCUGGUCGGCACAGAGCAGCUAGAUAUGGGUGGAGUGCUGGAGCUGUACCCAAUCAAUGGGAGUGCCACAGUGGAGCGCGAGGGGCUGUCAGCCACCCUGGUGAAGGACAUCAGGAACUAUUUCCAGAUCAGUCCGGAGUACUUCUCCAUGCUGCUGGUCGGGAAGGAUGGCAAUGUGAAGUCCUGGUACCCCUCACCCAUGUGGUCCAUGGCCAUUAUCUAUGAUUUGGUGGACUCCAUGCAGCUACGCAGACAGGAGAUGGCCAUCCAGCAGUCGUUAGGCAUGCGCUGCCCCGAGGAUGAGUAUGGUGGCUAUGGUUACCAUCAGCAUGGAUACGACCAUGGUUACCAGGACGGGUACCAUCAGGGUUAUGGCUACUAAUGGAUGUGUGCUAGGCAAGGAUGUGUAACGUAACUGAUCCCUGCCCUCCAGUUGGUGGUUGGUGGUUGGUGCUAUCAGCCCUUAACCUUUUCCUCUUUCCUACCCAUCCUCUACCAGGCAGUUGGCUCAGUUGGAGUGAGGUCCUUGAAAGUUUUGUAGCACUUAGUGGAAGCCUCAGUCCUGUUGCUUCCACCUAUCUGGUUGUUUGAUAUAUAGCGUAUGCUGGCAGGUGAAUGGUGAAAGACGAGAACCUCUGAUCAGGACUGGCUAGUCAAAGAAAUGUAUAGAUGAGCCUGGAGGUUCAGGGAUCUCUUCUGUGCCUACUGUUAUUUUGCAUUUCAAACUUCAGACUGUUUUGCACGCUACACUAUCUGUCUCCUUCACUUGUCUUCCAGGCCAAAUUUACAUUUUCAUCUUAUCAGCAGAGACCUUUAUUUUGUAGAUACUGGGCUAAAAUAAGACAUAUGUAUUUAUUGGACAUCUGUUGCAUUUGAGGUACAGUUACCUAUUACGUUAUGGAAGGACACUGCCACAUUAUUUCUCUUUUGUAAAGUUCCUGUUGCUAUAUGAUGUUCUUAUUUAUACUCUAUUGUGCUAUAUGACAAAUAAACAUUUGUUUACAACCAA
Molecule: messenger RNA, 3906 nt
Organism: Myripristis murdjan (pinecone soldierfish)
Lineage: Eukaryota; Metazoa; Chordata; Actinopteri; Holocentriformes; Holocentridae
Gene: ccdc80
Product: coiled-coil domain containing 80
Exons: 11
Coding region: 550-3279 (909 amino acids)
Biological process (GO): positive regulation of cell-substrate adhesion; extracellular matrix organization
Cellular component (GO): basement membrane
Source: RefSeq, a predicted model, not a curated record